GGCAGAGAUUGGGCUGACUUCACACAGGAAAGUUUAAACACAAUGAAAUACACUCUGGCUCUUGUGCUGAUGGCUACCAUGGUGGCUUGCGUUAUGGCAAGUCGCUAUGGUUAUGGAGGCGGCUAUGGAGGUGGUUAUGGAGGUUAUGGUGGCUACGGAGGUGGUUAUGGUGGCUAUGGAGGUGGUUAUUAUGGCGGCUAUGGAAGAGGCUAUGGUGGCUAUGGGAGAGGCUAUGGUAGCUAUGGGAGAGGUUAUGGAGGAGGCUUUGGUGGCUACGGAGGAGGAUAUGGUGGCUACGGAGGAGGAUAUGGUGGCUAUGGAUACGGAAAGUAA
Molecule: messenger RNA, 333 nt
Organism: Penaeus indicus
Lineage: Eukaryota; Metazoa; Arthropoda; Malacostraca; Decapoda; Penaeidae
Product: neuropeptide-like protein 31
Exons: 2
Coding region: 43-333 (96 amino acids)
Source: RefSeq, a predicted model, not a curated record